Messenger RNA from Exophiala mesophila, 863 nucleotides. RefSeq lists its product as uncharacterized. NCBI's taxonomy places the organism in Eukaryota, Fungi, Ascomycota, Eurotiomycetes, Chaetothyriales, Herpotrichiellaceae. The record is from RefSeq and is a predicted model, not a curated record. The transcript is spliced from 2 exons. Gene Ontology annotation, biological process: nuclear-transcribed mRNA catabolic process, RNase MRP-dependent; intronic box C/D snoRNA processing; rRNA processing. Gene Ontology annotation, cellular component: cytosol; ribonuclease MRP complex; nucleolar ribonuclease P complex. Gene Ontology annotation, molecular function: ribonuclease MRP activity. Bases 79 to 792 code for a protein of 237 amino acids.
CCCGCCAAGCCAACGUCAUUCAACACUGGAAACUUCCUGGCCACCUUGGCUCCCCAUUCCAUCAACCAUAGACACGCCAUGAGCAAGCAGAAACAGGCGUACGCUCUUUCGCUACCUUCUGACCAACCAACAUGGCCUGUUAUCGACCCAGACGAGGAAGCUGCCAUUCUUGCUCUGCUCCUCCCAAUAUUGCGAACUGUUGGUGAUCAUCGACGUCGCCACGUCGAGAUUAAGGAGCAAAAGAGAAAGACAAGGAGUGCAGAUUCCCAAGCACUGGCCGAAAGCCCUAGACGUUCUUCUGCGGUGUCAGCCAACAUCCAAGACUACCUAACCAUUGGUUUCAAUAGUACCACUCAAAAGCUUCAGAGUUUUUCUGCGGCUCGUAGGCCACCUGGACUAUGUAGGAGCCCCACAAAUGGCGAUGCCGCAAGAUCUGCAGGUCAGAUUGCCGCGGUCUUUGUUUGUCGUGGCUGUCUACCAGAGAUCAUGACUUCAUCGCUGCCUGUAUUGAUCGCCACAGCUGCUCCUCGAGAAACUCGCGCCAGGUUGAUCGAGAUAUCGCCUCAAGCUGAGGCCGAGAUGGCGCAAGCCGUAGGCUUGCCACGUUUGGGGAUGCUUGGCCUCGAGGCUGGUGCUCCUGGCGCUGAGGCCUUAUUGCGGCGUGUAAUGGAAAAUAUCCAGGUGAUAGAUCUGCCUUGGCUUGACUUGAACUCGACUCCCUCAUAUGUCGCAGUCCAGCUCGAAGACGUCCAGCGUUCGAUGGAUCGCAAGCAGCCAAUUAAGAGAAAAUAAGAGGCACGCCAGUCACGCAUUGGAGAAGACGAUUUUCCCGCAGAUAUCAUGCCAGAAGAGCCGUGGCAAAC